AUGGCUUCCAAUCCUCCUGCUGCAUGCUGUGCCACUGGUUUCAGACACGAAGGCACUCCCGCUGGUGAGAUCAAGAAAAUCGACGGAGUCGAUACCUAUAUCGUCUACCCUAAGGAUAACAAGACCCCCGAGAAGGCCAUUCUCUUCGUGAGCGAUAUCUUCGGCAUCUACCCCAACGCCCAGCUCCUCGCCGACGAGUUCGCCAACAAUGGCUACCUGACCAUCAUCCCGGAUAUUUUCCAGGGUGAUGCGAUCAAUGUCAACGACAUGGUGACUGGCAAGGCCAACCUGCCUGCAUGGCUCCCCAACCACCAGCCUGCACACGUUGAGCCUCCCAUUGUGUCGACCCUUAAGUACAUCCGCGAGACUCUCGGCGUUAAGAAGGUCGGCGCUGUUGGCUACUGCUUCGGCGGUAAGUACGUCUGCCGCUUCCUCAAGCCUGGCCAGAUUGACGUCGGUUACACCGCGCACCCCUCGUUCGUUACCCACGAGGAGCUUGGCGCCAUUAAGGGCCCCUUGUCUAUCUCUGCUGCUGAGGUCGACUCCAUCUUCACUACCCAGCUUCGUCACGAGUCUGAGGAUAUUCUCAUCAAGGCUGACCAGCCUUGGCAGAUCAACCUGUUCAGCGGUGUCAGCCACGGCUUCGCUGUGCGCGCCGAUCUAAGCGACCCCAAGCAGAAGUGGGCUAAGGAGCAGGCCUUCUGCCAGGCUGUUAACUGGUUCAACCAACACCUGUAA
Messenger RNA from Penicillium griseofulvum, 738 nucleotides. Its product is annotated as dienelactone hydrolase family protein. Gene Ontology annotation, molecular function: hydrolase activity. The transcript is spliced from 4 exons. The record is from RefSeq and is a predicted model, not a curated record. NCBI's taxonomy places the organism in Eukaryota, Fungi, Ascomycota, Eurotiomycetes, Eurotiales, Aspergillaceae. The coding region runs from base 1 to 738 and encodes 245 amino acids.